CUCGCUCUCUUUCUCUCUCUAUUUCCCUCCGCCCCAGCAAAUCCCAACCGUCUCCUCUCUCUCUACAACUCAAGGGCAGCGACUGAAUAUAGAUAUAAAAAACAAGAGAAAAAAACCCACGAAGCCGAGAAAUUAAAAUCACAGAUUUUGUUCUAUUUUCUCCUCUCUCUCUCUCUCUCUCUCUCUCUCUCUCUUUCUCGCUCUAAAAUUUCCGUUAUCUUUCUCUCAGAUAAAAUACAGCGCCAGCCAACGCGAGAAACGCACCCGCCUCCUCUCUCUCUCUCUCUCCCUCUCUCUCUCUCUGAAAAAACGAGGGUUAGGGUUUUUCCCCCUUCGAUCGCUUCUUUAACUCUUUUAGGGUUUCUAUAUUUGGGUUUUGCGCGAAUUUUUGGAUCUCUGCCGUGAUGGACGCAUCCUAGUGGCUCUCUCUUUCUCUAGGGUUUGGGUUGAUUAUGAUGGCCUGUUGAGGGGCCGCCGCCUGAUUUUCUUCGGGUUCGGCUGUGGAUUCGUAGACCCAAUUGAACGCUAAUUUUGUCGAUUGAUUUUUGGACCCAGUUGGGGAUUCUUCCGAAAACUUUCGCAGGGUUUCGUAAAGACUCAGGCAGAAGCUGUUGGAGUUUGCCCCCCCCCCUCCCCCCCCCCGCUCUCACUUUCUUGAUCUUGGAAUCUUCUCGGGUUCCGGGUUUUUCUAUUUGUACAGAAUUAAUGGGCAUCGAGUUAUUUACAAGGGAGAGGAGUAGAUUUGAGGCAGUUCUUUAAGUGGGGUUUCUCUUCUUUUUGUUGAAUGGAUGAUGCUUUUCUGUGCUUGUUAUGGAUCGAGGUGAGCCGACUUUAGCUCCACAGUGGUUGAAAGCAGCAGGGUCUUCUUCCCAUUCAGAUGAACAUAAUACCGGGUCUUUAUCAAGAAACAGACUGUCAGUGAGUGUUUGCGAUUAUGAUGCUCCCCGUGCAUCAUCAUCAUCAUCCUUCCGGAGGAGUGUCAGCAAUAAUGGCUCUGUAAGCCAUGACAAGGAUAGUUCUACACUGACACGUGGUUAUAGUAGUUUUGGUAGGAGUCAUCAUGAAAGGGAUAGAUAUAGAGAUAGACAAAGGAAUCGAGAUAGGGAUAGUUUAUUAGAUAAUGGUUACUAUGACUACACUGAUUCGUUAAUGCUGCGAAGGGCUGAGGACACUUUGAGGCGAUCUCAGUCCAUGGUAUCAGGACGGAGGGUUGAGUCGUUGCCCAAAAGUCCAGGGUUUGGUUCAGGCAAUGGAAUUCUUUCCACGGGAAGUUUAAGUGGUGGGUUUAGUAAGGUUUCCUUUGAGAGAGACUUCCCAUCGCUUGGUGCUGAAGAGAAGCAGGGAGUUUUUGAUGUUGGUCGGGUUUCUUCUCCUACCAUCAGCACGGCCAUUAACAACCUUCCUAUAGGCAUUUCAGCUGUUAUGGGUGUUGAUGGCUGGACAUCAGCUUUGGUAGAAGCACCUGCUGCAGGCGUAGGCAAUGGAGACACAAAUUCAUCUUCCCUGCAGACUACUGCAGGUAUGGCAUUUACUGGGUCCGGCACUGCGACAGGCUUAAGCAUGGCUGAAACAUUAGCUCAGGCACCUGCUAGGGCUCGUACUGCACCCCAGUUAUCCAAUGAGGAUGAAAAGCUCAAGGAACUGGCUCUUAUGCAAUACAACAAGCUGAUACCAGUUGUCAAUGCUUCAGAGAAAUCAAAGGCCAAAGGAGCAAGAAACGGUGAGCUUGUUGCUCUCAAGGCUGGGAAUUUUCAAGUCCUCAAUCGAGAGAAGAAUGGCACCUCUACUACUCUCAAAGAUGGACCGCCAGUAACUAUGACCAGCAAACUGGCAACAUCAGUUGGUGGUCUUUCCUCAGUAUCACUUCCUCAACUGAAGUCAAUGCCAGUCAGUGCAAAAAUCAAAGCUAAUGGUUUAGGAGGCGAGAAGAAACCUCUUUUGUCACAGGACAGAAACAACUUCUUUAAUUCCCUCCGAAAGCAAGCAGAAAAGAAAAACUGUAUAUUGCAUCAUCAUUCUGAUUCUGAAGUGAGCUCUGCCAUGUCAUCAUCUUCAUCUGAGUCAACAAUGUCUAGUUCAGUGAUGAAGUCAAAUGAGCAGAUAUUUGGAGUUUGUGCAGCUUCUGCCUGUGAGGAAAAGAACCUUCUUGCUACUUCAGAUUCUGGUUUAGAGCCUUCAGUGGCUGAGAAUGGCAAUGAGAACGUGUGCAAUGAAGAACCUGAAGCCUUAGUUGCUCCGGAUGAGGAAGAAAAAGCUUUCUUGGAGUCACUUGGAUGGAGCGAAAAUGCUGGGGAGGAUGCCUUAACAGCUGAGGAGAUUGAGUCUUUUGUCAAGAAGCAUGAGGAGAAACUGGGACCAGUUUUCAAGUACAGGGGGGGUCUUCCAGGUCUCGCCUUGACAAGAUGGCAGCGAGUCUCAGCAAGAUGGCAGUGA
Messenger RNA from Asparagus officinalis (garden asparagus), 2433 nucleotides. RefSeq lists its product as uncharacterized. Bases 811 to 2433 code for a protein of 540 amino acids. The record is from RefSeq and is a predicted model, not a curated record. Lineage: Eukaryota; Viridiplantae; Streptophyta; Magnoliopsida; Asparagales; Asparagaceae. The transcript has 6 exons.